AUGGCAACAUUCUUUUCCUCGUUCUUCCAAUGGUUCUCUGCACUCUUUUUCUCCAAAGCCGUUGAAAUUGCUGUGGUCGGUCUCCAGGCUUCCGGGAAGACCUCCUUUGUACAUGUAAUAGGCUCUGGCCAGUGGAGCGAAGAAGUAGUACCCACUGUCGCAUAUAACUUUAGGAAGGUCCGGAAGGGGAAUGUUACAAUCAAUAUUUGGGAUAUUGCUGGUCAACCAAAGUUUCGAUCUACAUGGGAGAGAUAUUGCAAUGGUGUAGACGCUAUAGUAUUUGUCGUGGAUUCUUCAGAUCGAGAGAAAUUCAACGCUGCCCGGUUUGAACUACAUCAGUUGCUAUCUCAACUGAGUCUUGUCGGUGUUCCUCUACUGGUGCUAGGUAACAAGAAUGAUUUGGAAGACCAUGCACCUAUCAAGGAAAUUAUACCGGCCUUUCAACUAGAUAAAAUUAGUGAUCGUCCAGUUUCAUGUUAUUCGUGCUCAAUGAAGUCUCAACAUAAUCUCGAUAUCGUGUUACACUGGCUUUCGGACAGGAGUCAUUGA
This is a messenger RNA of Lentinula edodes (shiitake mushroom), 549 nucleotides long. Its product is annotated as P-loop containing nucleoside triphosphate hydrolase protein. NCBI's taxonomy places the organism in Eukaryota, Fungi, Basidiomycota, Agaricomycetes, Agaricales, Omphalotaceae. Gene Ontology annotation, biological process: protein transport. The record is from RefSeq and is a predicted model, not a curated record. The transcript is spliced from 12 exons. Gene Ontology annotation, molecular function: GTPase activity; GTP binding. Gene Ontology annotation, cellular component: lysosomal membrane. Bases 1 to 549 code for a protein of 182 amino acids.